Cyprinus carpio (common carp) is the source of this 7528-nucleotide messenger RNA. It is a transcript of the gene magi2b, whose product is annotated as membrane associated guanylate kinase, WW and PDZ domain containing 2b. NCBI's taxonomy places the organism in Eukaryota, Metazoa, Chordata, Actinopteri, Cypriniformes, Cyprinidae. Gene Ontology annotation, biological process: receptor clustering; signal transduction. Bases 473 to 4480 code for a protein of 1335 amino acids. Gene Ontology annotation, molecular function: beta-1 adrenergic receptor binding; type II activin receptor binding; signaling receptor complex adaptor activity. Gene Ontology annotation, cellular component: dendrite; cytoplasm. The transcript is spliced from 24 exons. The record is from RefSeq and is a predicted model, not a curated record.
UCUUCUUUGCACGUUUUUCUUAUAAAUACAUUUGUCUUGAUUCAAAUCUUGGAUUCAACUCGAUCGAUUCCAUAAACUUGGGAAUCAAAAACACCAUGAACAUUCAGUUUGAGUCAGCUUUGUUUGCGCACCUUCUUUCCCUUUUCGUCCACGGCUCACUUUUACAUGAAGCCCGUUUUGAGGAAUGCACGCUCGUCUUGCACUAGCAUUCCUGCCUCCUCCUAGACAUCACAUCCGGGUCACUCGGCAGUCAGCGUGUAAGCGAGCGUGCUCCUCCAUACAGUUGCGUACUGCUGCUGCAGCUCUCAGCGCAACUCCACUGCAUGCAACAUGGACACUACGAGCAGCGGCCAGCCGCGGAGGAUCUGAGCGCGCCUCGGGACACGCUGACACGCGAUACGCCACACUGGGGCAGGGGAUGAGGUGCCAUCCAGCAGCCGCACACUGGUAGGCGAGUCGUCAGUUGUCAGCGAUGUCAAAGAGUCUGAAAAAGAAGAACCACUGGACGAACAAAGUCCACGAAGCGGUGCUCACCAGGAAUAAGGAGGGUGAGCUAGGGUUCGACUUGAAAGGGGGCGCCGAGAACGGCAAUUUCCCUUAUUUUGGGGAGGUGAAGCAGGGUAAGGUGGCCAUCCAGAGCGGCAAGCUGUCCCAGGACGAGCUGCUCUUGGAGGUCAACGAUACACCGGUGGCGGGGCUCACCAUCAGGGAUGUGCUGGCCGUGAUCAAGCACUGCAAAGACCCGUUCCGACUGAAGUGCGUGAAGCAAGGAGGUGUUGUGGAUAAAGAUCUCCGGCAUUAUCUCAACCUACGGUUCCAGAAGGGUUCAGUGGACCACGAGCUUCAGCAAAUCAUACGUGAUAACCUCUACCUCCGGACUGUGCCGUGCACAACGAGACAGCCCAAAGAGGGGGAGGUCCCAGGUGUGGACUACAACUUUGUGAGCGUUGAGCGGUUUAUGGAAUUAGAGAAAAGUGGAGCUUUGUUAGAAAGUGGAACAUACGAAGAUAACUUCUAUGGCACGCCUAAGCCUCCUGCCGAACCCACGCCGAUGCUGUUUAAUGUGACGGACCAACUCUUGCCCGGUGCCCGACCCAGUGCAGAGGGAAAAAGGAAGAGAAAUAAGUCCGUCAGCAACAUGGAGAAGGACAGCAUUGAGCCACCAGAAGAGGAGGAGGAAGAGAGCCCUGUCGUCAAUGGCAACGGCAUCGCCAUCACACCAGAAUCGAGCGAACACGAGGACAAGAGUACUGACGCUUCCGGAGACGUGCCCGUCCAGCCAUGUCCACCCGAGACCCCCACCCUCACCGCCACAGAUGCCCCUGAGGAGGAAGGAGACGCCCCCAAGUCCCCACAGGACUCCCAGGAGAAUGACGAACUGGGCCCUUUGCCAGAUAACUGGGAGAUGGCCUACACUGAGAAAGGAGAAGUUUACUUCAUAGAUCACAAUACCAAAACAACAUCAUGGCUCGACCCUCGACUAGCGAAGAAAGCCAAGCCCCCAGAGGAGUGUGAGGAAGAUGAACUUCCAUAUGGCUGGGAGAAAAUAGACGACCCUAUUUAUGGCAGUUACUAUGUUGACCACAUUAACAGAAGGACACAGUUUGAGAACCCCGUCCUAGAGGCCAAACGAAGGAUCCAACAGCAACAGCAAAUGCAAAGUCAAGGUCUAUCGGCGUUGCCAUUGCCCACAAUAUAUAGAGAAAAGCCUCCAUUCACGAGGGACGCCACACAACUCAAAGGGACUUUCCUCACCACAGUGCUGCAGAAGAGCAAUAUGGGAUUCGGCUUCACCAUUAUUGGUGGGGACGAGCCGGAUGAGUUCCUACAGGUCAAGAGCGUCAUACCUGAGGGACCUGCAGCCCAAGAUGGCAAGAUGGACACAGGUGAUGUGAUCGUCUACAUCAAUGACAUCUGUGUUUUGGGCACCACCCAUUCUGAUGUGGUGAAGCUUUUCCAGUCGGUCCCCAUUGGCCAGAGCGUCACCCUGGUGCUGUGUCGAGGUUACCCUCUCCCUUAUGACCCAGAAGACCCCUCCGCUAGCUCCUCCAUGCCCCCUUUGGGCCUAGUGGAUCACCCGUUGCUGCUCAAUGGAAGGAACAGCUAUGAAAAUUACAUGGAGUACAUGUCUUUGACUGGCCGCUUAGUACCCGAGCACGGCGAGGGCCUUACCUCGCAUCCCCAUCCUGGAGACACACACCUGGACGGAUCGCAGCCUCCAUCCCUGACCACACCGGGACCCCCACCUGAUGACAGCGUCUCCAUGGCGUCAUCCUCAGGAGCAACCGCUGGGGCCCCUGAGCUUCUGAGUCUCACUAUAACCAAAGGUGCAGAGGGUUUCGGGUUCACCAUAGCGGACAGUCCCACAGGGCAAAGAGUCAAACAGGUUCUGGAGCCACAGGGUUGUCCGGGGUUAUGUGAAGGAGAUUUGAUGGUGGAGAUUAAUCAGAAGGGUCUCCAGGGACUCAACCACACACAGGUGGUGCAGCUGCUCAAGGACUGUCCAGUGGGAACAGAGGCUACGCUUGUCAUUCAGAGAGGAGCAGCAGCAGGCCUCUACACACCCUGGGAUCCCACAAAACAGUGGGAUCCUCAAGGAAGCCCCCAGACCAGCUUGUCGGCUGCUUUGCUCCCCCAUGGUGCUCCACAUCCCGGCCAGCCGCUCCAUCGCUCCUCUGUUCCGGACACUGAGGGCUUCCACCUGGGCAAACCUGACCCCUAUGACCUCUAUGAGAAGUCACGUGCCAUUUAUGAAAGCAGACAGCCAGUCCCUCCUCGGACGCUGACAGACUCUACAGGUGUGGAGUAUCAGGAAGUGGAAGUGCACCUGCUGCGUGAGAAGACUGGCUUCGGCUUUAGGAUCCUGGGUGGAGACGAGGCGGUGCAGGCUGUGAGUCCGGAGGCCCGUGACAAGAUUGUGAUCGGAGCAAUCAUAGAGAACAGUCCUGCGGAGCGCGACGGCAGACUGCGUCCAGGAGAUGAGCUGGUCUCGGUUGACAGGAUGCCCGUGGCGGGGAGACCACACCGCUACGUCAUCGACCUCAUGCACGCGGCGGCACGAAACGGACAGGUCACCCUGACAGUAAGGAGGAGAGUUCUGUUGCAGCAGGGCCAGCCAUGUGAGGAAAACGGUGCAGCAGCCAAUCAAAGCAGUUCUCCUCGGGGGCAUGCAGUGUGUCCGGUCAACCUGCCCCCCACCACUGAUGUAGUUAUCCACCGUAAGGAAAGCGAAGGCUUUGGCUUCGUCAUCAUCAGCUCCCUCAACCGCCCAGAGACCACAAACACAAUAACUGUGCCACAUAAGAUCGGCCGCAUCAUCGAGGGCAGUCCGGCUGAUCGCUGUGGGAAGCUGAAAGUUGGUGAUCGUAUUAUGGCCGUCAACUGUCAGUCAAUUAUCAACAUGCCUCACGCUGACAUCGUCAAGCUGAUCAAAGACGCGGGACUCACUGUCACCUUGCACAUCAUCCCAGAAGAAGAUGUAAACGGUGCUCAUUCGGCCCCUACAUCAGAGAAGCAGAGUCCCAUGGUGGCCCAGAAGCACAGCCCUCAGACUCAGUCCAGCCCAGCAGCCCAGCAGAGCCCGACCGUGUCUCAUCCCAGCCCUCCAGCGCCCCACCCCAGCCCGGCCACCACACAGCCCAGCCCCCUGCUGAUGGAGCCGGGCCCUGGAGCUCCACACAGCAGCCCCCCAGUGACUCAGAGCAGUCUACCUGUGAGUCAGGCCGGCCUGGAAGCCAUGCAGUCAGGCUCAGCGGUGACUCAGGCUGCUCCUGUUGUGGAUCCGGGCAUACCGGGAGUUCAGCCCACCUCCAUCGGAUCAGUGCCAGUCCCACCACAGCUGUACCUUCAUGACAUCAGGUCAGAGGUUAAAGCCAGGCAGGAUGUUAAGCCUGAUAUCUGCCAAGCUGCAUAUACGGACUACAGACAGCCUCCGGUGGACUACAGACAUCCUCCUGUAGCAGACUACAGACAGCCGCCCACCAUGGAGUACAGACACCCACCCGCUCUCAUAGACUACAGACAGCACUCCAUCGCCGAUUACAGACCACAGGACUAUGACUACUUCACUGUAGAACUGGAGAAAAGUGUGAAGGGAUUUGGCUUUAGUAUUCGGGGAGGACGGGAAUACAAGAUGGACCUGUUUGUGCUGAGACUGGCGGAGGACGGACCUGCGAUCCGCAACGGCAGAAUGAGGGUUGGAGAUCAGAUUAUUGAAAUUAACGGUGAGAGUACGAGAGACAUGAGUCACGCUUGUGCCAUCGAGCUCAUCAAGGCCGGCGGUCGGCGAGUACGCCUGCUGUUGAAAAGGGGCACGGGACAGGUGCCGGAAUAUGGAAUGGUACCUACCAACCUUACCAUGUGCAUGAAAAGCGACACUCUAGCCUCACCCUAUUUCUUCAUAAUGGGACACUCUAAAGACACGACAGUGCCGCCUCCCGGAGUGCUGUCUCUCCAGCCGCCCCUGCCUUGUCGGAAGUAGUCUCACCCCGCUAGUGUGACACUCGCCCUUCGCCGUCACCCGUCAUCUCAUCCAGCCUCAAACCCUGGACUUUCAGUGGCAUUCUGUGACAGUCUGGACCAAUCACGGCGCCCCUCGUGGUCAGUUUUGUGGGGCUUCGCCCGCAGAACGAAGGGUGGCAGGUCCACCUGUAAGAGCUGUGCUUUGAACAGCCUAAAAAACAGAGGAGAUGGAUCAUAAAAGAAAAUAUAAAGAACAGAUGGAGACACAUCAACCUCAAAUGGAUUGUCGCAUCCAACAUGCUUUUCAUAUCGUCUUUAAUCCAAGUUUGUUUUUCAUUUUUUUCCGGAUGAUCCAGAUGAAUGGCAGCCAAAGACGUGUGGCUCGCCCUCUCGAUCUUUAAUUCUGGAUCCAGAGCGGAAACUUCUCGCAGGGGAACGAGCCGGACAUUCAACGCCUCGUUCUUCCAUCCGGUGGACCCGAGCUCACUUUAUUGGUUUAUCAUGUAGAGGUUGUUUAUUUUUUGUAUAAUUUCAAGACGUUCAUACCAAUCCCCUAGCGAUACCGGGGGUCAAAUAUCGCAAAUAUAUGUGUAGCAUGAAACGAGAUUUCCGAAGAAACACACUAACUUGUUGAGUUGAGAACUUCAACGUAUCAGUAUUGCGUUUCGUUAUAUGUCUGAUGGGAAAAAACUCACCAUAGACAUUGUGAAACACUGACAGUAAAUAUAAAGGGAGACCGCCAUGAUGGAGAUACAAGGGUAAGUAUCACGCCGACCCCUUCGGCCUGAAUUACGGGAGGUAAAUGCAUAUCAAUCGCCAAAUCUGCCGCAUGGACGUACCCCUUUAGAUCCCAAGACAAUAUGUUACAUUAGUAUGGUUCAGUCGAUGAAUUCCACACCUAGCCAAAUGUUCGGAACUGAAUCGAAGAAGGACCGAGGAUGUUUUCGAAGCCUCAGUACAUCAUUCUGUCCUCAUUGGCCCUGUACUGUGUGCCACCACUGUGGAUUUGGGGUGCCAUCUUACACCUCACAAGCUUCAUUCUCAUGUCUCUGAUGGCUCUGUAGUUCAUGGAAGAUGGUUUUUCAGGACAGUUUGGUCUGAGACCAGCAGACAUGUAGUCUUUCAGCGUGUCCUAACCAAGUGCGACAUGAAAUAUUUUGCCUGUUCUCUCCGAACAUGAACAGGCAAAAUAACACCCACUAAGAACUUAUUUGAUAUAAGUACAGAGCAAUGUGGAUUUUGGACCAAUAAGAUGUAACUGUGGGCGGGGCUACAUACACAAAUAUGGUUUUUGGACUAAUAAGAUGUAAUUCUGGGUGGGUCUACCUAGAAAAUUGGCAAAAUUUUCUGCCACUUGUUACAAUUGCAGCUUGUUAGGGCAAAAAGUCCAAAAAUUUACUCUGUUUACUUUCUUAAUGCAGAUUCGUUUUCAAGAUGAGCGUGAUAUUUUGGUAUCAUACUGGUUAUUGGUCAAUAUUGGAUAUUUAAUUUUGCGUUUUAAUUGAUGAACAUGAACAAUGAACAUUAUGAUGCUGGGAUGCCCAGAUUCACUUGUAGCAUUUAAAACUAUUGUUUUUUUAGUGUUUUAUUUUUAUUUAUCUAGAAAAAAUUAUGUGGAAUUUUUAAUAUUGACCAUUUAUCGGUUAUCGCCCAUAACAUGAAAAUAAUUAUCAGCUUUUGUAUCGGCCAGAACUUUAUAUUCUGGUCACUUUGCUUUAUUGCUUGAUGUUUUUUCAUGUCACGCUUGGUUAAGACACGGUUCAGGUUCACCUGGGAGCAAAGACGAGGAAAAAGGAUGUUUUUAAAUGAUGGGGGCAUGAUCAGGGUCUCUCUAGCAUGAAAGGGUGGGACCCAGUUGUAUGGGGCAGAGUGCCUUACUGGCCGGACAAAGAGCAGUAUGAAAUAUGCAUUUUACAUAAAAAUAGAAAUAUCUUAAGAGCUGAGCUUUUGUUUUCACCUUUGAUUGAAUGGGGACAAACUUUGCCAAUUUUUUUCUGAUGUUGUGAAAUAGUUUCUUUAGUGAAAACAGUGUAUUAAGAUCAAACAUCUGAUCUGGCACAUGUGGACAGCAGGAUGAGACAAUAAGGUGACAGUAUAGCAAGAUUUGGUGUUUGUUGCGGCAAACAAUGUUUUAAUGCGAACCUCUGUCAUUCUAACCUUUUCAUUAGAUGGAAGAGACAGUGAUUUCAUACGCUGAUAGUGAUCAACAGAAACAUUUACAGUGACUGAAUCUCACAGUGUGGAGAGGGUUUGAUGCCAUGCAUUGUUUUGCCUCUUUUUUUGUAUUCAUUUAAUUGUGAAAUAGUCUUAUGCUGCUCUGCACCUGUCAUUCUGAUCACAGGCUGAUAACUGUGCCAAUUCAAUUGUUCUUAAGUUAUGUGGAAUGUAAUUCCAGAUUUUUGAGAACCACAGAAUAUCCUGAAACUACGCCAGGAGCCGCAUUGAAAAGUUGCAUAUCACUACAAGCUUAUCACAUUCCUACUUCUUAACUGCAAAAAAAAAAGUGUUACAGUAUUUUCUUGUUUUCCUGUAAAAAUUAAACAUUUUAAAACAAGGUUCAUUUUUUAGAGCAAGCAAUUAAAUAGUCUAAAAAACACAUCAAACAUUUCUUAGCAAAAGUAAUAUUUAAAAUUAUACAUAUUAAAUUUGAUUUAUUUAAUAUGCUAAACUUUGCUAAGUAUUUUGCCUAAAUAAAUGUAGUUGCUUUGUCAUUUACCAAAAUGUAUUGUUUAAAACAUAAACUUAAAUAUUUUAUUUAAUCAAUUAUUAUGCUUAUUAUUUUUAAUACAUUUACUUUAUUUCACAAGCAUUCAUAAUUCAUAAUGUAUACACCAUUGUGAGAUUCCUAAAUCCAGUUUAAUAGAAAUUUGUGUUUUAAAAUACAUAAAUCUAAAGCAAUAGUUCAGCCAAAUAUGAAAGUUUGCUAAAACUUUACUCACUCUAAGGUCAUCCAAGAUGUAGGGGAGCUCUUCAUGGAAACAGAUUUGGAGUCGUGUGGAUUAUUGUGAUGUUUUUAUCAGCUGUUUGGACUCUCAUUCUGAUGGCACCCAUUCACUGCAGAGGAUAC